Molecule: messenger RNA, 4785 nt
Organism: Glossina fuscipes
Lineage: Eukaryota; Metazoa; Arthropoda; Insecta; Diptera; Glossinidae
Gene: ovo
Product: transcriptional regulator ovo
Exons: 4
Coding region: 651-4334 (1227 amino acids)
Biological process (GO): epidermal cell differentiation; regulation of transcription by RNA polymerase II
Cellular component (GO): nucleus
Molecular function (GO): RNA polymerase II cis-regulatory region sequence-specific DNA binding; DNA-binding transcription factor activity, RNA polymerase II-specific
Source: RefSeq, a predicted model, not a curated record
CGAAAAUAUUUCUUAUUAAAAAUCGUUUGCAUCAGCAACAACAACGCUUAUUAGAAUCACAAAAUUUAUUACAACACAAAAAUGAUGACGAUCAUCGUUUAGUGCCACCAUUAAGCUCAUCACCACCUGCUCAUAAUAAUAAUAAUAAUAACAACAAUAAUAAUAAUAUUAAUAAUAAUAAUAAUAGUAAUAAUAAUAACAAUAGUGACAAUAAUGGUUGUGGAGAUAUUGUUGGCGGCGGUGGUGGUGGUGGUGGUGGUGGUGGUGGUAGUAGUAAUGGUGGUAAUUGCGUUAAUCCAUCUCGGCCACUUACUCCACAUCAACCUUAUAUACCAGAACCUCAAGAUUUACCCAUUGAUGGUAACUUAACGGCAAAUGUUGCCAACACAUCGGCUUCUUUAAAGGCUUUACAUAUAGCUCGUUCGAAUUCGCAAUCGCCGGUUAGAAUUCUAAAUCCGCUAAUACAUCAAGAUGAACCCUUAAGUUUAGUUACAAAUCAAUUCUCAUCGUCACCGUCAUCGUUCUCAUCAUCAUCAUUAUCAUAUUUGGGGCGUAAACGUUUUCAACGAAAUUUUCAUAAUCAACAACAGCAACAACAGCAACAACAGCAACAACAAUCACAACAAUAUGUUUAUGAUAAACGGGAUGAGAUGCCGCCAAAGGACGAAAAGGAAAGCGAUGUUGGUACCGUUACAUCGACGCCACAACAAAAACCAGAAUUACAGAUUACGGAAAACACAAGCACCGUUAGAAAUUCCGCAUCAAUUUGUUUAAUACCCGCCCUCAAAAGCAAUUUAAAAUUACCUGAUUCGAUACAUUCGAUCACAUCACAACUACCACCGUCUCAAAAAGACUGCGAAGAUUCAUGUCUAUUAGACGUCGAGUCCUCAUCAUCGAUAAUUAUAUCCAAAGCAUUAAGUCCAAAGUCCGGGGAUCAUAAACCAGAAGACGAAUCCCUUAAAUCAACUUCACCCAAACAGCGUUACAUAUCGUCAUAUUUGAACGCUAAUAAAUCGUUUAUUGGAAGUGUAGUUUUAACAUCAGCUCAGCGUAAAGAGUACCCAGUGGAAAUUGUAACACCUCAUUUAGCUGGCGACAAUUCUCGUGGCUCGAGCAAUAGUAGUGAAGAUACUGACUCAGAUUCCGAUUCAGAUGACGGGUCAAAAUUGAUAGUUGAUGAGAAGCCUUUGGUACCCGAAGAUCAGCCGCUUUCCUUGCGCGUGCGUAGCAGUCCACCACCUGAAGAGCAAAGACCAAGUCCGCCUCCUCCACCUGAACCAGCUGUAAGGUGCAGUGUUAUACAAAGGACGCCUUCUGCAGUGAAUUGUAUACAAAGACCUCACGAAGUUUUACUGCCGCUAACAAGCUUAGAACAUUUAGGACCUGAACAACAGGAACCCAUUGACUAUCAUGUACCACGUAGAAGAUCUAGCUUUGAUAGCGAUGAUGAGCAAGUUUUGAACGCGAAACGCUUGGAACGUGAACGAAAAUCGAGAGAGGCACGCAGGCGUAGCGCUUUAUUGGCGGCAAGAGCCAUUUUAGCUCAGGCUCGUUUAAAUCCGCGCUCUUUUGUGCGCUCAUUACCUGGUAUUUUGGCAGCAGCUGCUGGUCACGGUCGUACAACGUCUGGUUCAAACGGCGGCAGUCAAGGUCAGAGUUUUCAAGGCGGCUUUAACGGUAAUAGCGGUACAGGUAAUGGUCAAGCUCCUAGUGGCGGAUCUCCCACCGGUUUCGGUGGUACUAGCGGUUUAGGCGGUGGAACAGGCGGUGGAAUGGGUGGCGGUCGUGACGGCCGUGGUAAUUACGGCCCAAACUCUCCACCUUCUGGUGCAUUGCCACCUUUUUAUGAAAGCUUAAAAAGUGGCCAAACAAUAAACGGAUCUUCUACAACAAAUUUCAGCGGGUCUCCCAAUACGUCCAGUACAUCACCGUCUGCAACUUCAAAUUUUUUAUUACAAAAUGCCGCAGCAUACUUGAUGUCCGCGACCGGCGGAGGUGGCAGUGGUGGCAGUAGUCAACAAUAUUCUGGUUCUGGUGGCGAUAACGUCGGCGGCAGCAGUGGUUGCGGUGUUGAUAAUUCUAACGUUUUUGCUGCUUUUGCCAACGGACAUACAAAUAGCACUUCAUAUAACCCCCUAGCGUAUUCAACUAAAUAUAAUAAUCAUCAUCCUUCUUCGUUUCCCUGCUCGCCAUCAACACAACAUUUAGCUCACCACUUACCAUAUGGUGGUAAUCCUUCAGCUUACGGUAUUGUACUCAAAGACGAACCAGAUAUUGAAUACGAUGAAGCGAAAAUCGAUAUUGGGGCCUUCGCUCAAAAUAUCAUCCAGGCGACAAUGGGAAAUUCGGGAAAUUUUAAUGCGUCUGCAUAUGAAGAUGCCAUCAUGUCUGAUUUAGCUUCGGUGGCACAAGGUUCUAAUGGCGCCGUAGAUCCUUUGCAAUUUACUGCCACUCUGAUGCUAUCUUCUCAAACGGACCAUUUGCUUGAGCAGUUGUCUGAUGCGGUAGACUUGAGCUCCUUUUUGCAACGGAACUGUGUAGAUGAUGAAAAUUCCACCAGCCCUAGACAAGAAUUCGAACUAGUGUCCACACCGUCUCUUACUCCUGAUUCAAUUUCAAUUACUCCGGUCGAUUGUCACAAUCAGGCUGGCACGCAAAUCGACAGUUUCCAUGAGAACCUUAUGCAGCAAUUGACCCAUAAUAUGACCCGAUCACAGUUGCAACAGCAACAACAACAGCAACAGCAGCAACAACAGCAAGCUAAUUCUAGCUAUGGAUCAUUCGAGAGGGAAGCACAGCAUAACGGUGGUAGUAUUCAUCACACAACACAACAGCAGCAACAGCAACAGCAGCAGCAACAACAACCGCAACAGCAACAGCAACCUCCACCAUCUUAUCAACAUGCUACGCGUGAUUUAAUGCAAAUACAGCAUCACCAACAGCAGCAGCAGCAGCAGCAGCAGCAGCAACACCAACAACAACAGCAACAACAUGCGAAUAAUUCCUACCAUCAACAACAACAAACGAUGAAUCCUAUAAUAACUCACGCCUCUCUCCUACUGAACCAAACUCAACAACAGCAACAACAUAAUCAACAAAGCAACGGUUAUCAUCAUGCUUCGUCUUUACAUGGCUCAUAUAAUGGUGGACAGCAAAGCCAUCAUCAUAAUCAGCAUCAUCAUGCGCAUGCUAAUCAACUUCAUCAUUAUCACCUUAAUACCGCAACAGGGGGACAACAACAGCAUCAUGGCAAUCAACAUAAUCAUCAGAAUGCAAGUCAUCCAAAUCAUCAUCACAGUGAUAAUAGUAAUUUGUCACUGCCUUCGCCUAAUGGGGCAACUGGCGGUCAUAUAAUGGUGGCUGGCCACCAUCCUAUGUCUUCCGCGGCUAGUAAUUCAUCGGGUACAUCAAAUUCUGGUCUAUUGGAUUCAUCAUUGCUCGAUGCAAAGCCAAUCAUUCAAAGCGUAAGUCCUACACACUCCUCACACUCUUCUACGGACGGUUAUUCAAUUGCCAGCUCUCGCACAAGUUCGCGUAAACAGAACUCUAGCUCAGCUGCCUCAAUGGCUGCUGUUGUGGCAUCCUCUUUAACCCUACCGACGUCGCCCACUAUUGCAAUGUUGCAUGAAAGCAAAGCGCUUCAGCAACGGUUGGGUUUACCGCCCGAAGUGCAACUCGAAUUUGUUAACGGCGGCCAUGGCAUCAAAAAUCCUUUAGCCGUAGAAAAUACUCAUGGACAUCAUCGUAUACGUAGCAUUGAUUGCAUAGAUGAUUUGAAAAAGAGCACCAGUGGCGGAAGCAGUAGUAGCGAUGGUAACGUUGAAAACAGUAAUAGCAGCAAUGGUAACAAUAAUGACGGCGCCAAGUUUGUCUGCCGCGUUUGCUUGAAAGCAUUCUCCUUGCAACGCUUACUUAAUCGCCAUAUGAAAUGUCAUUCUGAAAUUAAACGCUACUUAUGCACAUUUUGCGGUAAAGGUUUUAAUGAUACGUUCGAUUUGAAACGUCAUACCCGUACACAUACCGGGGUUCGACCAUACAAAUGUAAUUUAUGCGAGAAGAGUUUCACGCAGAGAUGCUCGUUAGAAUCGCACUGCUUAAAAGUCCAUAGCGUACAACAUCAAUAUGCGUAUAAGGAGCGGAGAACUAAGAUGUACGUUUGCGAGGAAUGCGGUCAUACAACCUGUGAACCUGAAGUUCAUUAUUUGCAUCUUAAAGAGAAUCAUCCAUACUCACCGGCAUUGCUUAAAUUUUACGAUAAACGUCAUUUCAAAUUUACCAACUCACAAUUUGCCAAUAACUUACUGGGACAACUGCCGAUGCCAGUUCAUAAUUAACUCGUGAGCAUCGAAGCAUCUUGAUCUCCUCAGAUGCUUAUAAAGAAAACUGCCUUAAAACGAAAAAAAGAUUUAGAGAUUAUUUUUAGAAAAACUUUUUAUUUUCUUCUCUGUAUAACGAAAGGAGUAAAUAGUGUUUUUUAUUUUUAUACCUUUUUUUCCUUUUUUUUUCCUUUUUUUUUUUCUUAAUAUAGGUCAAGAACAAUUUUUGCUAAGCAAAUUUUUUAAAAAAGAAUUUAAACUUACAUGGAAGUUUGAAGUUAAGAAAAGAACAAAAAAGUCAACUAUGCGUCCUUUUUUCUUUUUUUUUUUUUUUUUUCUCUUAAGAUCACAUAAUUUUUCUUUUAUUUAAUGAAGUCAUUUUAAAGUUCUUUAGUUGAUUUAUGAGUUUAAAAAUGUUCUAUAAGUUUUGUUUAAUUUUUUUUUUUUUUUUUUUUUUUCAAAAAUUUUG